Messenger RNA from Schistosoma turkestanicum, 1494 nucleotides. Lineage: Eukaryota; Metazoa; Platyhelminthes; Trematoda; Strigeidida; Schistosomatidae. The record is from the annotation of a GenBank genome assembly.
CUCAUAGCAUCUCUUUCUGCCGUAAGAUCAAGAUAUCUGCUCUUGUACGGGGUAGACAGACAGAAUUCAAGUCUAUAAAAGGAAGUCUAGAUAAUUGAUCAAAAAUGUAGGCGACCAAUGAAUAUUAUCUGGGCAGAACGACUAAUGAGUUUAAUAUUGGUAAGUGUUAAAAAAUGUGAUUGAGCGGACUGUCUACUGAUUGGCUAAUUUAUUGAAUGUCUUAGUUAGCCGUUUAUGGUUAUCUGGUCAACGGUAUUUAGUAAAUCAGGUUGAGCGUUUUACUAAUCAGAGAAAUGGCUGAGGAUGAUAUUGCCGCCCUUGUCAUCGACAACGGAUCUGGUAUGUGCAAAGCCGGCUUCGCUGGAGAUGACGCUCCCAGAGCUGUGUUCCCUUCAAUUGUCGGGAGACCUAGACAUCAAGGAGUGAUGGUGGGAAUGGGUCAGAAAGACAGUUAUGUGGGAGAUGAGGCCCAGUCGAAACGUGGUAUCCUGACACUGAAGUACCCGAUUGAACACGGUAUAGUGACUAACUGGGAUGAUAUGGAGAAGAUAUGGCACCACACAUUCUACAAUGAAUUGCGUGUAGCUCCAGAAGAACACCCAGUAUUGUUGACCGAAGCUCCAUUGAACCCGAAGGCGAAUCGUGAGAAGAUGACGCAGAUCAUGUUUGAGACCUUCAAUGCUCCAGCUAUGUAUGUUGCUAUUCAGGCAGUGUUGUCACUGUAUGCAUCUGGUCGUACAACUGGUAUAGUGUUGGACUCAGGUGAUGGUGUGACCCAUACAGUUCCGAUUUACGAGGGUUAUGCAUUGCCUCAUGCUAUUUUACGUCUGGACCUUGCCGGCCGAGAUCUUACUGACUACAUGAUGAAGAUCCUGACUGAGAGAGGUUACAGUUUUACUACCACUGCAGAACGUGAAAUUGUCCGAGAUAUCAAGGAGAAGCUUUGUUAUGUUGCUUUGGAUUUCGAACAGGAGAUGGGUACUGCAGCUUCUAGUUCUGCUUUGGAGAAGAGUUAUGAACUUCCUGAUGGUCAAGUUAUCACUAUUGGUAAUGAGCGAUUCAGAUGUCCAGAAGCUCUUUUCCAACCUAGCUUCUUGGGAAUGGAAGCAUCAGGAAUACAUGAGACAACUUACAAUUCCAUCAUGAAAUGUGAUGUGGAUAUCCGUAAAGAUCUGUAUUCGAACACUGUUCUGUCAGGUGGAAGUACGAUGUAUCCUGGUAUUGCAGACCGUAUGCAGAAAGAGAUUGGUGCUCUUGCUCCUAGCACUAUGAAGAUCAAGAUAGUUGCACCACCUGAACGGAAGUACUCUGUAUGGAUUGGUGGUUCUAUUUUGGCUUCGUUGUCGACAUUCCAACAGAUGUGGAUUUCCAAACAAGAGUAUGACGAAUCUGGUCCCAGUAUUGUUCACCGUAAAUGCUUUUAAUGGCUCCAUUAGUUUGUACAAAUGAUAUAAGUAAAAUCACUAAAUGAAAACGUUUCAUAAUUCAUGGCUU